Molecule: messenger RNA, 1444 nt
Organism: Haliotis rubra (blacklip abalone)
Lineage: Eukaryota; Metazoa; Mollusca; Gastropoda; Lepetellida; Haliotidae
Product: low-density lipoprotein receptor-related protein 12-like
Exons: 5
Coding region: 74-844 (256 amino acids)
Molecular function (GO): protein binding
Source: RefSeq, a predicted model, not a curated record
ACUUCUACCGUCCUAUAUUUCAUUGUCAUCACUUAAAGACAAGGAUAUUGUUUCGGUUUCGGAGUUCCCUGAUAUGGAAAAGCUGAUCUGUUUCAUAUGCAUUCUCAUUGGUGUAUGUACAGUUCAAGACAGAGUGGCAGGCAUCACCCAUUUCCCUACGAUACACUACAUGAACGAAGAAUGUAGCCUGACAAUCCGUUCCGUGUUUGACACGAGGAUUCAGCUGACCGCUGACCCUGCCCUUCCACUCAAGGUCAACUGGACGUGUAAAGUUAUCGUACGUACAGAUACGGAAGGGGAGCUGCUUCUCGUAAGAUUCCGUGACUUGGACACAGUCGACAGUGAGAACUGUGAGAGGAAUGGACUAGAUGUAUAUGCAUCUAAUCAGACAUUGCUGAACGGUCCCGAUGGUGACUGUGGGACAGAGACACCUCGCGGACAAUUUGAAUCAGGGGGAAGCACUCUGACGUUUGAAUUCCACACAGACUCAUCCGAUCAACGAGGCAACUUUGACAUCCUGGUCACUGCAAUAUCUCACAGUAACGAUACGUGUCCCCCCGAGAAGUUUCACUGUAAAAACAAGCGUUGUGUAUCAGUGUACGUGACCUGCAACGGCUUCGACGACUGCGGGGACGGCUCUGACGAGAUACAGGGAUGUGGGCACUCCCCCAUAAUUGUCAUCAUCACCGUCGCAUCAGUCUUGGUCGCUGCUGUUGUCGUGUCGCUGAUUAUCUUCAUCGCCCAGUACAGGAGGAGGAAAUACCGACGGUUAACUCAGAGUUCCAGCCAGCAUGGCCCCCAUCAUAACCAUGGCUCCCACAAAAGUGGGUACCAGAAUUACUGAUACCGCGAACCCUGGUCCUUUUAACCCUUUAUGUGCUAUAUGUUCAUCCAAUCAUGUCCACAUCCGUCUAACGAACAACAUACUGGCGGACCCUCAGUGGAAGCUGUUCAUCCGUUGCCAUCCGAAUCGUGGACAGUGGACAAUAGGACGGACACCCUUUAUGUUAAAAGGCCAAAACUGCUCAUAAGUUUUCGUCCCGAUUCGUGUCUGUGAACAAUUCAGCGGACUCGUGCGCAUCGUGUCGAGGACUGUUGAAGUCUUCAUCCAUUUCUAUUCAUGGUUACGAUUCUGUAACAUCAAACAUCCGACAAGCAAGUACUUUCUGUUGCUAAAUCUGCAUCCUGGCAUCUGAGGAAGAUCAGGAAGAUCAGGAAGAACCUUCAGUCAUCUCAAGGAGCAAGUAGUUCGCCCACAUCACCGCCCGCUUCAGUUUACACUUGCUCCGCAUCAAGCAGUGUAUACACUACAAGAUCCUCACCUUGACGUACAGACCCGUGAAGGUCCGGGUUAGAAUCUUGAUCUUCAGUAACCCAUGCUUGUCGUAAGAGGCGACUAACGAGAUCGGGUGGUCAGGCUCGCUGCCUUGUUUGACACAUGUCA